Salarias fasciatus (jewelled blenny) is the source of this 2831-nucleotide messenger RNA. RefSeq names its product leucine-rich repeat-containing protein 15. The record is from RefSeq and is a predicted model, not a curated record. Gene Ontology annotation, molecular function: protein binding. The coding region runs from base 1 to 2121 and encodes 706 amino acids. The transcript has 3 exons. NCBI's taxonomy places the organism in Eukaryota, Metazoa, Chordata, Actinopteri, Blenniiformes, Blenniidae.
AUGUACAUUUACCCAAAGGAGGAAUUUGAUGCGUCCAGCAUGCUGGCGGCCUUCACUCUGGCCUCUCUGGGCCUCCUGGCGUGGGCGUCCGGCCUCUGCCCGCCGGCCUGCCGCUGCUCUGGCAACCUCAGCAGCGUUUGGUGUCAGGACAGCGGACUGGAGCGCUUCCCCGAGCUUCCCGCCGGCACGCAGCAGCUGUACGCCUCGUACAACCAGAUACAGGAGAUACCCCAGCGUGGGCUGGAAGAGCUGCAGGUCCUGGACUUGACGAAGAAUCAGCUGAGCGCCUUCGUGUCCGUCAGCUCGGUGUGGCCCAACAUGACGGAGCUGUUAAAACUCCUCCUGAGCAACAACGGACUGACGUCCCUUCACCCCGAUCAGUUCGUGAACUGCCCCGCUCUCACCGUCCUGGACCUGAGCAAGAACAACAUCAGGUAUCUGCCGGUGGGAUUCCUCCGGGGAUUAUCUAAGCUGAAGACUCUGUUUCUGAACUAUAACCACAUCGACACACUGCAGGCCGGCGCUCUGGAAGGAGCCCUCGUCCUCUCUGACCUCAACCUCAAUCACAACAGGAUAACACAGGUAGAGGACGGCGUUUUCGAGAAAUCUGUUGCGCUGCAGAACCUUUAUCUGGCCGAGAACAGCCUCGCGGCAGUGGGUGAGGACGGCUUCAGAGGGGCGACGGGUCUCAAACAGCUCGACCUGAGCGCCAACCGGCUGGUCUCAGUCCCGGCUGAGGCCCUGAGGCACGUGCACAGGCUCCAGCACCUGUAUCUGCAGAAGAAUGAGCUCAGCGAGCUUCCGGACGGCUGCUUCUCCUCCCUGAGCCUUCUGGCCCAGCUCGACCUGAGCAGCAACAGGCUGACGGCCGUGUCGGAGGGAUCACUGAGAGGUCUGACCAAUCUGACCGACCUCAUCCUGACUCUGAACUUCCUCCAGUCGUUUCCCUCCAACGCCUUCAGCGACCUGCUCAGCCUGGAGUUUCUCGAUCUGUACGACAACAGGCUGACAUCCCUCCCCGAGGACCUUUUCCGAAACUUGACCAAUUUACAAGACCUGCAGCUGGACAACAAUCAGCUCUCGGCUUUACCGGUUGGCAUACUGGACCCACUGCGCAGACUCAAUGAGUUACAGCUGUCCAACAACCAAAUCCGGGAGCUCCACCCUGCUCUGUUCACCAGGCUCAGGUCUCUGCAGAACCUGUACUUGGAGAACAACGCCGUGAAGUUCCUGCCCGAAGGCGUUUUCCACCAACUGAGCGGCCUGAGAGAACUCCACCUCCAGAACAACCAGAUAAGCUCUCUGCAUCCCUCCGUCUUCCACGGCUUAGCGAGAUUGAGCAGACUGAAGCUGUCCGGCAACCGGCUGUCUUCACUGCACCAGCAACAGUUCUACGGCCUCGGCGCCUUGAAGGAGUUGAAGCUGGACUCGAACCAGUUGGAUAAACUUCCUAAACAUGUGUUCAUAGGACUGUCAAGGCUCGUAACGCUGGAUCUGGGGAACAAUCAGCUUUCAGAGCUGGCGCCUCACGAAUUCGCUGGGUUGACACAUCUGAAAGAACUCAACUUGAGCUUCAAUGAAGUGCAGGACAUUCCAUUGAGUACUUUCCACUCUCUCUCAAACCUUCGCCAUCUUGUUCUGAGGAACAACAGCCUGAACAGUUUACGUCCUAAGCUCUUCGCCCACAUGUCCAAGCUGUCAGAACUGAACCUGGAGGGGAACAGGCUGGACCUGCUGCCGCCCGACGUCUUUCACGGACUGAAAAACCUGCAGAAACUAAACCUGAAGUCCAACCGGCUCAGAGGAGUGGAGGCUGGCGCCCUGAAGCCUUUGAAGAACCUCAGCGUCGUCUACCUGUCAGGGAACCGCUGGAACUGCAGCUGUGUGGAGAUCCUCUACAUCAGCCGCUGGGUGGGCAGACACGGAGAGAAGCUGGGAGACCAGCCCACCUGCUGCUCCUCCCCCGCCCUCGGUGAGGGCACGCCGCUCUCUCAGCCGGCUCUCUCCCCGCAGUCGCUGUCAGAUCUUUGCUUCACGAGUGCUGCAGGGGGUACACCUUCGUUUCCUCUAGAAAUGCUGAUUGUGCUCUCACCGUUCAUCGCCGCUCUCAGCUCAUUCUGACAUCCUCUUUUGUGGCUUUUAUCUGCUGUAACCAGCAAGUCUUUAAACUUUUUCGCUCAUCUGCUCUUCAGUUUGACGUCUUUGCACCAUGUUGUGACUCUGAGACUAAGGAGGAAACAGUUCAGACCUUCCAACUUUGGGAAAACAGAGAAUCUGCCAAACAAUUUGGCUCAGAACUGCACUUUCCCCCCAAAAAAACAUAUUCUUAAACAUACGAUUUGACUAAAAAAUGUAUCUAACUACCACCGUAUGAAGACUUUUUAACUCGUCACCAUUAACUAAACAUCUGGACCAUUUCAGUGCAGUUCCAUUUUUGCUGUUAUUUUCAUGCUAAAAAAAUGUAAUAUUCUGUCUCUCAGCAAAAUUAAAAGCGCCACUACAUUCAAUAUCAACAUCAUUAUCACAGAAUAACUUGCAUGCACAUAGAAAUUAAUCAACUCUUGAGUUCCUCCUUCUCUUUGAAAAUGUUUGAAAAACUUCAUAAUUCUAAAAUGAUCUUAGCAUUUCUAAUCCAGAUUGUAAACUCUGAGAAAACUUUCUCGCUUUUCCUGCACGUCGUAGUAAAAAAUAUAACUUUGUUGGGGUCUUUCAAAAGACAAACUGAAGAUUUUAACUCUGUAUUUACAGGCUCUUACAAGAAAAAAAUAAAAUCAUAUCAAUCUGAAGGGAAUUAAAGAGAUGCUGCUCCAGUAAACUGGAGUUUAGUGACA